UGCGCGCCGGGAACGGCUUCCCGGCCGGCGUGGCGAUGGGGCCCGUGGUGGCGCGCGCCUACUGCUGCGGCCAGCUCCUCGUCGGCAAGGUGAACACGCAGGACCGCACGUGCUGUGUGGCCUUCGAAGGGCGCGUCUUCGAGGCGAUGCGCUACGAGGUGCUGGUGGUGGAGCGCGGGCGCGUGGAGUGGAUGACGUGCAGGAACGGCUACGUGCCCCCCAGUGCAAUGCCCGGCGGCAUGACGUUGCAGUCCAACAAGAUCUAUCCUGUGAGGGUCCACAUCAACGGGUCGCUGAUUCCUGGACAACUCAUUAAAGGAGAGAGGUGCUGCCGUAUCCCCUACGAAAAGCAUGAGCUGAUGUUCAGAGAGUACGAAGUGCUCACCCUGAGGUGCUCGGAAGACAAGCGCCCCGGGCCGAGCAGGCGGAUGGGCCCGACCGACGAGGAGUGGGAGGAGUUCGUGCUGCCCAAAUCCUGCCACCAACCGGAUAUACGUCGGCUUCGCAAUGGAGACUACACCGUGCCACCGAGCAGGAGGGUGUGUCUACCUCCUUCGGAUUCGUCAGAAGGUGGCGACAGCUUGGACUCCGGAAACGGUUUCAACCCGCCUGUUCUAGACGCAGGAGACAGUGAACCUGGACCUGUUCUAGCCGUUGGAGACAGUGAACCUGGGUCUAUUCUAGCCGCUGGAGACUGUGUGCCUGGACCGUCACACCAGAUAGAAUCUCUUGUUACUAGGCCAAGUGACUGCGAUGAUAGUCCCAGCCCGAGCCAAGGACCGCGCCCGCGCCUGUAGUCUUUGGUUUGGCUGAUGGCAGCGAAAGCUCCGAUUCUGCGUAAUCUUUCUGGUACUCUCUAUCCAUGAAUUCCGUGCCGGCGAUUUCCUCAAUAUAAGGAGAAACGCCACAUUUUACUCCAGAUAAUGCUUCUAACAGCUGCUUCUUUGCCAUUUUAGAUAUCAGUAAAACGCGGAGAUGUUUCCUUUGUCUUAAAACGUGUUAAAAUUUAAAAGGAUUUUAAGAGUAAAAGGAUCUAUCAUGUAUUUCGAAUUUUAAAGUUUUGUUU
Molecule: messenger RNA, 1066 nt
Organism: Gryllus bimaculatus (two-spotted cricket)
Lineage: Eukaryota; Metazoa; Arthropoda; Insecta; Orthoptera; Gryllidae
Source: the annotation of a GenBank genome assembly